This is a messenger RNA of Cryptomeria japonica (Japanese cedar), 900 nucleotides long. RefSeq names its product extensin. The coding region runs from base 25 to 666 and encodes 213 amino acids. Lineage: Eukaryota; Viridiplantae; Streptophyta; Pinopsida; Cupressales; Cupressaceae. The record is from RefSeq and is a predicted model, not a curated record. The transcript has 2 exons.
ACCAGUUAUCUCACAACAAGGGAGAUGGACUCGAGAGGCAAGAUGGAGUUCAGUAGCAUGUCCUUGGUGGUUUUAAUUGCAGCCUGCGUUUUGGCUGCAGUAAUGCCAUCUGAUGCCACAUACCAUGCUAGCAAUCCUCCUCCAAAGGCAUACUACUACAAGUCUCCUCCUCCACCGGUGCACCUGCCAUCACCGGUUCCCAAGCCUCCAGUUGUGAAGCCACAUCCUCCUCCAAAGCCUGUAUCUCCUCCCCAUUACAUGUACAAAUCUCCACCUCCACCUGUCCCUGAGAUUGCUCCUCCCAAGCCAACUCCAACAUUUCCUCCUCAUCACCACAAGCCUUCACCAGUGCACUCUCCACCCAAACCAUAUCAUCAUAUGCCUCCUCCUUCACCAGUUUACACUCCCCCCAAAACAUCUCCUCCUCCUCACCAUGAGAAACCACCAAAGGCACCAGUAUCCCCUCCAUAUGAACAUAAAUCUCCUCCAUAUGAGCAUAAAUCCCCCCCUCCUCCAAAGAUGGAAGUGAAGCCCCCUCACCCUCCUGUUGUAACUCCUUCCCCACCGAAGGCAGUGCCUGUGUACCCACCUCCCCAUUCUAAAUCCCCAGUCUACCCACCACCCACCCACCACUACUCUUACAAGUCUCCUCCUCCUCCAUACUAGUUGAUCUACGAAACAGCUGAUAAGGAUGCCAACUUCGCUUUUUGGGAGUUGAAGUUGUGAAGAGGCACUAUUAUUAGUACAAUAACGUAUUCAGCUGUAGUCUGUGAAAGAUAAUCGCUUGCAGCACAAUGUAAUCACAUUGAUCUGCAUAUGGACCUUAAUUGUUAAUCAUGGAUUAGAUAUAAUACAUUCGAUAUAAUAAAGCAUCCUAUCGUUUAUUUUUGUCAUAAAGUA